GAAAGAAGCAUGGGUUCCAAUGUUUGUUUGAGUGAAUUAGCAGUUUGGAUGGUGGUGAUCCUUCAUUCUCUUGGCAGUGGCUUAGCAGGAGGAAGAAGCAUAACAAGGGAGCAAUAUUUGCAAAUGAAAGCCCAUAGAAAGUCUCUAAUCAACAGGCCAGCAAUUAAGAGCAUUAAGGCUACAAAUGGAGAUAUUUUCGAUUGUGUCGAUAUCUACAAACAACCUGCGUUAGAUCAUACUCGGCUGAAGAAUCAUACAAUCCAGAUGAAACCCAGCACUUAUCUUCUGGAAGGGAUCAUGAAGAAUAAUAAUGAGACUUCUCCUGCUUUUAAAGUUCCAAAAAUAGGACUAAAGAAUGGAGGUUGUCCUCUUGGAACAGUUCCUAUUCGUAGGGUUCAAAUAAAAGACACACAAAUGAUGGGUUUUCCCCCAAAAUUUGGGAAAAAAGACGACGACCUUCCACACCAUUAUGCAGCGAUGGCCAUGAAAGAAACCCAAGCCUCUUAUGGAACUUCGGCACUCGUGAAUAUAUGGAAACCAAAAGUUCAACAUAACGUCCAAUUCACCCUUGCUCAAAUUUGGGUUACAGCAGGACCACCUGGUGAAAGUAACUAUGUUGAAGUUGGAUGGCAUGUUUACCCAUAUCUCAAUGAUGAUUAUGAAUCCAGACUAUUUGUACUUUGGACAGCAGACGAUUAUAAAAACUAUUGUUACAAUUUUCAAUGCCAAGGCUACGUACAAGUGAGCAAGAAUUUGUCUCCUGGUAUGGCAUUCGAAGAUGUAUCUGUUUAUGGUGGAGCCCAAUAUGCGAAUUACCUCUCUAUAGUCAAAGACAUGGAAUCUGGUAAUUGGUUGCUAUUAUGGGGAUUAGCGAAUGAGUUGAUUGGUUACUGGCCCAAGGAUCUCUUCAAUCACUUGGCAGAAAAAGCAGACGAUUUACAGUGGGGUGGUGAGACAUACGGUCCAAUCCCAGUUCCUGAAAUGGGUAGCGCGCAUUUCCCGGAAGAAGGUUAUGGAAAAGCUUGUUUUAUGGCCCAUAUUCGUAUUGUGGAUCAAUUUAAGGCUCUGAGAGGUAUUGAUCCAACUGAAACUCAUAGUAAAAAUGAUGUCCCUGCUUGCUAUAAAUCAAUUGUAAGUCUGACCCCAGAGUUAGGGGCCAAUCUUUUUUUUGGGGGUCCUGGUGGUAAUUGUGUUCCUCAAUCUUAG
This is a messenger RNA of Telopea speciosissima, 1206 nucleotides long. RefSeq lists its product as uncharacterized. The transcript is spliced from 7 exons. NCBI's taxonomy places the organism in Eukaryota, Viridiplantae, Streptophyta, Magnoliopsida, Proteales, Proteaceae. The record is from RefSeq and is a predicted model, not a curated record. The coding region runs from base 10 to 1206 and encodes 398 amino acids.